AUGAACGGAACGAAGAAUCUUGGCAUUCGCUCUGAUGGUGCGGACACCUACCUAUAUGGCGAAUGCAGAUUCAAUGAGGACCCGUGGGCCUACAGAAGAAGCGAAAUACGUCUGGAUGAUUUCCUUGGAGACGAUCAUGGCUUUUUCAAAUGGGGUGGGCAUGAUUUCACUGAGAAAGCAGCGGGUGUAAGAUUUGGUAUUGAAGGCCAGCAAAAUGUGCCUGUGCUACGCGCUCAGCUCCGUGGAGAUUUCGGGAAUGAUUAUGCUGAGAGAGAUGUGAAUCUGGCCGAGCAUAUCUAUAACUAUGGGGGCAAUCUACAGUAUCGCCCCUGA
Molecule: messenger RNA, 333 nt
Organism: Penicillium subrubescens
Lineage: Eukaryota; Fungi; Ascomycota; Eurotiomycetes; Eurotiales; Aspergillaceae
Product: CVNH domain-containing protein
Exons: 3
Coding region: 1-333 (110 amino acids)
Source: RefSeq, a predicted model, not a curated record